AUGCAGAGCACUGGGUACGGUAUGGAAAACUGCGUAGAAGGUGGGGAGAAGGGCGCCGGGCAGCCGCCCUGCGCCCUUGGCCCCGCAGAGGAGUACCAGUGCUCCGGGGUCCUGGAGGUAGACUUCGCCGAGCUCUGCACGCGGUCGGGGUACUCGGACUUCCCCAAAGUUGUUCUCCGGCCCCGCCCCCACCCGACCUUCGUCCCUUCAGCCUCCAUGUCGGAAAAGCCCACCACCCUCGGUUGGAAGGUGGAGGACCGCAUUCUGGGCAUCUUCUCGAAAUGCCUGCCGGCCCUCAGCCAGCUGCAGGCCGUCAACUUUUGGAAGGUGGGGCUGACUGAUAAGACCCUGACCACCUUCAUCGCCCUCCUGCCUCUCUGCUCACCCACACUCAGGAAGGUGUCUCUGGAGGGGAACCCACUGCCAGAGCAGUCGUAUCACAAGCUCAUGGGAUUGGACAGCAUGAUUGCCCAUCUGUCUCUGCGGAACAACAACAUCGACGACCACGGCGCGCAGUUGCUGGGCCAGGCCCUGUCCACGCUGCACAGCUGCAACAAGAAUCUUGUCUCCCUCAACCUGGGCUUCAACCACAUCGGGGACGAGGGCGCGGGCUACAUCGCCCAGGGGCUCCGACUGAACCGCUCCCUGCUCUGGCUGUCGCUGGCGCACAACCGCAUCCAGGACCAGGGAGCCCUGAAGCUGGCCGAGGUGCUGCGCCCUUUCGAGCUGACCCACAUCGAGGUGGUGGAGCGCCGGCGCCUCCUGCUGGAGAAGGGGACGCAGGAGCGAAUACGAUCGCCUACCUCCUCUCGACAUAUGGACUACAAAUCCGACCGGGAUAAGAAUCAAGCCGUCGGGGCCAGCAACCUUGCACUGUCUGACAAGACAGACAAGAUGUCGGCCUCGAAAACCCUCAAGAGCCAGGGGGCAAAGAAGAAGGAGAAGUCGGGGGAAGUGGUCAAGAAAGAGGAGAAGUCCGGGUCUGGGCAGUCCCCCACACAAGGAACCCCUAAGAAAGAAGACGCCUCAAAGGCAGGCAAAGGGAAGGGGCCGGCCCCUGAGCAGAAGCCAGUGAAGGGAAAGGGGAUCAAGCCCGGGAGCAAAGAGAAGCGGAGCAUCCUCCUGGAGUCAGAGCUGGUUGCUGAAACCACGGAGAUGGUCAACCCUCUCCUGGAGCCCGUGGUACACCGAGAUGGAAAAGUGUUCAUGCCGGGAAACAGGGUUCUUCUGCAUCUCAACCUUCUCCGUAACCGCAUCACGGAGGUGGGGCUCGAGGGCUUCCUGGCCACAGUGCAGUACCAGGCGCAGGUCUCCAAGUCCAAAGUGGCGUCCAAAGGCCCUGUGGGGCUGCUUUGGCUGUCCCUGGCGAAAAAUUACUUUCCCCCACAAUGCGCUGUGCACUCCACGAUCCAGGAGCUGAUGCUGCCCCGGGACCCUGUGAACAAGGCCAGGCCCCGGGAGGAGGAGGCCGUGGCCUUCUCAGUCUAG
Messenger RNA from Echinops telfairi (small Madagascar hedgehog), 1488 nucleotides. It is a transcript of the gene LRRC71, whose product is annotated as leucine rich repeat containing 71. The record is from RefSeq and is a predicted model, not a curated record. Lineage: Eukaryota; Metazoa; Chordata; Mammalia; Afrosoricida; Tenrecidae. Bases 1 to 1488 code for a protein of 495 amino acids. Gene Ontology annotation, molecular function: protein binding. The transcript has 14 exons.